AUCUCGUAAAAAAUAACGGGGGGGGGGGAAUCGUUUAUUGGCCUUAAUUUAAGGUGAGGUUAACAGUGUGGUUAAGUUUAAAAUCAGACUAUGAGAAGAGAAAUUUGAGAAAUAGGCGGGAUUUAGCCAUAACUAUGACUUUGUGGCUGUGGUAACUAGUGAGCCCAACGGAAAGAGAAAAGCCUUGGCUGUGAUGCCGCUGAAUGAUGGCUGCUUUUGGGAUCCUGAGUUACGAACACCGGCCACUGAAGCGGCCACGACUCGGACCUCCGGACGUUUAUCCUCAAGACCCAAAGCAAAAAGAGGAUGAAUUGACUGCGUUGAAUGUGAAGCAAGGAUUUAAUAAUCAACCGGCAGUGUCAGGGGAUGAACAUGGAAGUGCUAAAAAUGUCAACUUCAAUCCCUCAAAGAUUAGUUCAAAUUUCAGCAGCAUCAUUGCAGAGAAGCUGCGCUACAACACAUUUCCAGACACAGGCAAACGGAAGCCGCAGGUUAACCAGAAGGACAAUUUCUGGCUCGUUACUGCCAGGUCACAGAGCUCUAUCAACAACUGGUUUACAGAUUUGUCCGGAACUAAACCACUCACCCAGCUGGCCAAGAAGGUGCCGAUCUUUAGUAAAAAGGAGGAGGUUUUUGGCUACUUGGCCAAGUACACAGUACCUGUGAUGCGUUCAGCAUGGAUGAUCAAGAUGACCUGUGCGUAUCACGCCGCCAUUACAGAAACAAAAGUCAAGAAGCGGCACGUGAUUGACCCCUGCAUAGAAUGGACUCAGAUCAUCACAAAGUACCUGUGGGAACAGUUGCAGAAGGUGGCUGAGUUCUACCGCCAGUCUCCCAGCCAGGGCUGUGGCUCUCCUCUCCCGGCCACCUCGGCCGAGGUGGAUACGGCCAUGAAGCAGUGGGAGUACAACGAGAAGCUGGCCAUGUUCAUGUUCCAGGAUGGCAUGCUAGACAGACACGAGUUCCUCACGUGGGUGUUGGAAUGCUCCGAGAAGGUCCGACCCGGAGAGGACGAGCUUCUGAAGCUGCUACUGCCCCUCCUGCUACAGUACUUAGGGGAAUUUGUGCAGUCGGCUUACCUGUCCCGGAGGCUGGCCUAUUUCUGCACGCGACGCCUCAACCUGCUGCUAAGUGACGGGAGCCUGGGGCCCGGCGCCGGGGGACACCCGGCCCACAGCAUCCUGGCACAGCCAGGGAACGCCCUGCCCCCCACGCCCACCUCCCAGCCCGCAGGGGGCAAUCAGCCCCAGACCCCCUUUACAGACUUCUACAUCUGCCCUCAACACCGGCCCUUGGUGUUUGGGCUCAGCUGCAUGCUACAGAGUAUCAUGCUGUGCUGUCCCAGUGCCCUGGUGUGGCACUACUCUCUGACAGACAGCCGGAACAAGACUGGUUCCCCGCUGGACCUAUUGCCUAUCUCCCCCUCCAACCUGCCCAUGCCAGGGGGCAACGGCACCUUUACACAGCAGGUCCGUGCAAAGGUGCGAGAAAUAGAGGAGCAGGUCAAGGACCGAGGGCAGGCUGUGGAGUUCCGCUGGUCCUUUGAUAAAUGUCAGGAGACAACUGCUGGCUUCACCAUUGGGAGGGUCCUACACACCUUGGAGGUUCUAGACAACCACAGCUUUGAGAAGUCAGACUUCAGCAAUUCCCUGGAUUCCCUUUACAACCGCAUCUUUGGCUCGGGCCAGAGCAAAGACGGUCACGAGAUGUCCCCUGAUGACGACGCAGUGGUGACCUUACUGUGUGAGUGGGCGGUGUGCUGCAAGAGGUCUGGCCGCCACAGGGCCAUGGUGGUGGCCAAGCUACUGGAGAAGAGACAGGCAGAGAUCGAAGCUGAGAGGUGCGGUGAGUCAGAGGUGGUGGAUGAGAAAGGCUCGGUGUCAUCGGGCUCUCUCUCGGCGGCCACCCUGCCUGUGUUUCAGGACGUGCUCCUACAGUUCCUGGACACCCAGGCCCCCAUGCUCACUGAGCCGAGCAACGAGAGCGAGCGUGUGGAGUUCUCCAACCAGGUGCUGCUCUUCUGCGAGCUCAUCCGCCACGAUGUCUUCUCCCACAACAUCUACAUGUGCACGCUCAUCUCCCGCGGCGACCUGGCCUCUGACUCCCACCUGCCCCGCCCCCGUUCCCCUAGCGAUGAGCCCUCGGACGAAUCAGAGUGCAAGGAGGCUGGCAGCAGUGUCAAGAACGAGGACACUGGUCUCUCAGAGUCAAUGGAGAUUGAUCACAACUCGAGUACUAAUUUCGAUGAGAUGUUUUCUCCCCCCAUGCACUGUGAGUCAAAGGGCAGCCCCUCCCCCGAGAAGACUGCCCAGGAUCCUGCCUUUCCAUUGGUGUACGAGCAGCCCCGCCACAUCCAGUAUGCCACCCACUUCCCCAUCCCCCAGGAGGAGAGUGCCAGUCACGAGUGCAACCAGCGCCUGGUGGUGCUCUACGGCGUGGGAAGGCAGCGAGACGAAGCAAGGCACGCCAUCAAGAAAAUCACCAAAGACAUCUUGAAGGUGCUCAACCGCAAAAGCACAGCAGAGACCGGAGGAGAUGAAGGACAGAAGAGGAAGAGGAGUAAGCCUGAGGCCUUCCCCACAGCAGAGGACAUCUUCUCCAAAUUUCAGCCUCUCUCCCACUUUGACCAGCACCAGGUCACCUCUCAGGUGUCCAGGAAUGUUCUGGAACAGAUCACCAGCUUUGCCUUAGGGAUGUCCUAUCACCUGCCCCUGGUCCAGCACAUCCAGUUCAUAUUUGACCUCAUGGAGUACUCCCUCAACAUUAGUGGCCUCAUCGACUUUGCCAUUCAGCUGCUGAAUGAGCUGAGCCUGGUGGAGGCAGAGCUGCUGCUCAAGUCGUCCAGCCUGGUGGGCAGCUACACCACGGGCUUGUGUCUGUGCAUCGUGGCCGUGCUGCGGCGGUACCACUCCUGUCUCAUCCUCAACCCCGAGCAGACGGCGCAGGUCUUUGACGGGUUGCGCAUCGUGGUGAAGUCAGGGGUGAACCCUGCAGACUGCUCCUCAGCUGAGCGCUGCAUCCUGGCCUACCUGUAUGACCUCUAUACCUCCUGCAGUCACCUCAAGAGCAAGUUUGGAGAGAUCUUCAGUGAGUUCUGCUCCAAGGUAAAGAACUCCAUCUACUGUAACAUCGACCCGUCAGACUCCAAUAUGCUGUGGGACCCUGUGUUCAUGAUGGAGGCCAUCGCCAACCCGUCGGCCCACAACUUCAACCACAGCAUGGUGGGUAAGAUCCUCAACGACAGCCCCGCCAAUCGCUACAGUUUUGUCUGCAAUGUCCUCAUGGAUGUGUGCGUGGAUCACCGGGACCCCGAGAGAGUGAAUGACAUUGGGAUCCUGUGUGCGGAGCUGACUGCGUACUGUCGCUCUCUGAGUGCUGAGUGGCUGGGCGUCCUCAAGGCCCUCUGCUGCUCCUCCAACAACGGCAACUGUGGCUUCAAUGACCUGCUGUGCAACGUGGACGUCAGCGAUCUCUCCUUCCAUGACUCCCUGGCCACCUUCGUAGCCAUCCUCAUUGCCCGUCAGUGUCUUCUCCUGGAGGACCUGGUCCGCUGCGUAGCCAUCCCUUCCCUCCUCAACGCUGCCUGCAGUGAGCAGGACUCUGAGCCCGGAGCCCGUCUGACCUGCAGGAUUCUGCUGCACCUUUUCAAGACCCCCCAACGUAACCCCUGCCCCCAGGAUGGAGCCAAGACAGAUAAGUCUUCUGUUGGGAUCCGGUCGUCGUGUGAUCGCCACCUUCUGGCUGCCUCGCAGAACAGCAUAGUGGUCGGAGCUGUCUUUGCUGUCCUAAAGGCUGUCUUUAUGCUGGGCGAUGCUGAACUGAAGGGCUCGGGAUUCUCUCACCCCGCCGGCCUCGACGACAUUGCCGACGACGACACAGGUUCCAAGAAGUCGGGUGGCCACACAGUCUCUAUAGAAACGGCCAGCCUAGACAUGUACGCCAAGUAUGUGCUGAAGAGCAUCUGCCAACAGGAGUGGGUGGGCGAGCGCUGCCUCAAGUCCCUGUCGGAGGACAGCAGUGCCCUGCAGGACCCGGUGCUGGUCAACAUCCAGGCCCAGCGGCUGCUGCAGCUCAUCUGCUACCCUCACCGCCAGCUGGACAGUGAGGAGGGGGACAAUCCCCAGAGGCAGCGCAUCAAACGCAUCCUCCAGAACAUGGACCAGUGGACAAUGAGACAGUCGUCCCUGGAACUGCAGCUCAUGAUCAAGCAGAGUACUAACAACGAGCUGUACUCCCUAUUGGAGAACAUCGCCAAGGUCACCAUAGAGGUGUUCCAGAUGUCAGCGGAGAUGAACUCCAGCAACCCCUCAGGAAACAGCUCAGCCGGCGCCGGAAGUUCUGCCUCCAACAGCAACAACAUUAGCAAGACAAAACCAGUGUUGAGUUCGUCAGAGCGGUCAGGUGUGUGGCUGGUGGCGCCACUGAUUGCCAAGCUGCCCACCUCAGUCCAGGGCCACGUCCUGAAGGCGGCAGGGGAGGAGCUGGAGAAGGGCCAGCAUCUGGGAUCCUCCUCACGCAAGGAGAGGGACCGGCAGAAACAGAAAAGCAUGUCUCUGCUGAGCCAGCAGCCUUUCCUAUCUCUGGUGCUGACCUGUCUAAAAGGCCAGGACGAACAGCGAGAGGGCCUCCUCACCUCCCUCUACAGCCAGGUGCAGCAGAUUGUAACAAACUGGCGGGAGGACCAGUACCAGGACGACUGCAAGGCCAAGCAGAUGAUGCACGAGGCACUGAAGCUGCGGCUCAAUCUGGUAGGUGGGAUGUUUGACACGGUACAACGCAGCACGCAGCAGACCACCGAGUGGGCCGUGCUACUCCUCGACAUCAUCAGCAGCGGUACGGUGGACAUGAAGUCCAACAAUGAGCUCUUCACUACGGUGCUGGACAUGCUGAGUGUGCUGAUUAAUGGCACGCUGGCAGCUGACAUGUCCAGCAUCUCUCAGGGCAGCAUGGAGGAGAACAAAAGGGCUUACAUGAACCUGGUAAAGAAGCUCCGGAAAGAGCUGGGUGACCGGCAGUCGGAGAGUCUGGAGAAGGUGCGGCAGCUGCUCCCUCUGCCCAAGCAGACUCGUGAUGUCAUCACGUGUGAACCUCAGGGCUCGCUCAUCGACACCAAGGGCAACAAGAUUGCCGGCUUUGAGAAGGAGGGCCUCCAAGUGUCCAACAAGCAGAAGAUCUCGCCGUGGGACGUGUUCGAGGGCCUCAAGCACUCUGCACCUCUCUCUUGGGGCUGGUUCGGGACGGUGCGCGUGGACCGUAAGGUGACCAAGUUCGAGGAGCAGCAGCGCUUCCUCCUCUACCACACCCACCUGAAGCCCAAGCCGCGCAGCUACUACCUGGAACCCCUCCCCCUGCCCCCUGAGGAGGAGGAGCCGCCCACACCCGUGCCCCAGGAUCUCGAGAAGAAGAUGGUGGAGGCGUUGAAGCCGGAGAAGAGCGUCCCUGUGGUGUCGUCCGACGUGACCAAGAAGAAGCCCAAGAAGAAGAAGACACCAUCCACCAGCAAAACUGAGGACUAUGUGACCCGUACCCAGGGUGGAGUGCAGUAUGGGACGGGUUUGCCCCCAGAGAUCCUCAUGGGCCAGCAAACUCACCCCUACAACAGGUUAGGUGACAGCCAGCAGGCCAUGGGCAUGUAUGCCCAGAACCAGCCUCUGCCUCCAGGGGGCCCUGGUUUGGACACCCCGUACCGACCAGCCCGGAACCCUCAGAUGGGCAAGAUGAUGCCCACGCGGCCCAACUACCCGGGCGUGAUGCCAGGUGGCAUGCCAGGCAUGAUGGGCAUGGAGAAGCAGUACCCUAUGGGCUAUAAGCCCCAGCCCAACAUACCGCAGGGCCAGAUCCUGCGCCAGCAUCUGCAGGUCAGACUGAACCAGAGUAUUAUUGGACAACAGAUGCGACAGAUGACGCCCAACCAACAAUACGGCUCCAUGCAGCCAACUCAGAACAUCUCCCAGGGCUAUACCACGUACGGCUCCCACAUGGGGAUGCAGCCGCAUCCCUCCCAGGUGGGUGGUAUAGCCCCUCCGUCGUACGGGAACCAGGGUUUCCAGGGAAGCCACCCGGGGGCCAACCUGGGCGUGGUGGACUCUCUGAGGCAGAUGGUACAGAGGCCCAGCGGCUACGUUCACCAGCAGGCACCGGGUUACUCGCACACCAUGCAAAACACACAGAGGUUUCCCCACCAGUCCAUCCAUCAGGCUCCCGUCAUGCAGGGCCUGAGCCACAUGGGUGCGCAGGGGGUCCACCCGGGAAUGAGACCAAACCAGAUGCUUGCUGAGCAGCAGCAGGCCCAGCAGCAACAAGCACAGCAGCAACAGCAGCAGUACCUCAGACAGCAGGCACUCCGAGCCCAGCAGCAGGCUCAGCAGCAAGCUCAACAACAACAACAGGUUCAACAACAGCAAGUUCAACAACAACAUCAGGUCCAGCCCCAACAAGUUCAGCAACAACAACAACAACAACAGCAGCAAGUAGCGUCAGCACCGCCCUCCGGUGCCCAGGCUCAGAACCAGGCCCUGGGCAUGCAGCCCAUGCCCCCACAGCAACCCAUGUUCCCACGACAGGGGAUGCAGCAGACUCAGAUGCAGCAGACUCAACAGCAGCAGCAGACUGCAGCACUGGUCAGGCAGCUCCAACAACAACUCUCAAAUACACAACCUGGACAGAACACCAACUCAUAUUACUGAUAGUGCUUGUUGUAUAUUAGUGUGUGUGGAAGGAUAGGGAUACCCUGUGUAUGGGAGUGUUCCCAGCCAGCCCAUAGAUUGGCAGAUGUGUCCAAUGCCCAGCAGGCCCCUGUUUUAGAGGUGUAGGCUCUUAGGAGGGAAAUGCUGCUAUUGGCCAAGAAGGACGACGAGACGGAUGAACCCACAACUCAACCACAGAGGCCCAACAUGCCAUUCGAAAACCUUCUCAACUUCAGUCAUUGUAAUUUCUGAAAAUCCAAGGAUGGAUUGUGCUGUGAAAUAUUAUGAUCCUAAAGAAUAAUGGAAGAGUCUAUGUAAAAAAAAAAGUACAAGAAAUUAUAAGAAUGCAAUUUUUUUUCUGUUUUUUUUUUCAGUUUGUCAAAUUUGUCAGUUUAGUGUGUUUCUCAUUAAAAUAUCAUGUCAGUUUUUGUCUUGUAUUAGUGUCUGGUGCAGUCUUCAUCUUGAUGAAGAUGUCUGAUAAGGGUCAAUGUGACAAUCAGGUUGUUAAUAAUCAGGAUAUUAUUCAUGAUA
Molecule: messenger RNA, 7217 nt
Organism: Salvelinus sp. IW2-2015
Lineage: Eukaryota; Metazoa; Chordata; Actinopteri; Salmoniformes; Salmonidae
Product: mediator of RNA polymerase II transcription subunit 12
Biological process (GO): regulation of transcription by RNA polymerase II
Cellular component (GO): mediator complex
Molecular function (GO): beta-catenin binding; transcription coregulator activity
Source: RefSeq, a predicted model, not a curated record